AUGAAAGCAUCAUUUAGGGAAUUCUCAUCAUCUUCUGACAUAUCAGGUAGUACAGCCACAAGUAGCCAGCCCAAAAAUGAUCUAGAAAAUGGAGAUUCGAUGCUAAACAACACUUUCGUCGACUGGCUUCAUAACAUCGAUAGAAGUCUAGUCUGUAAGGUAUUGGCAGAGAUGUUGGGGACUUUCGUGCUAAUGUUCUGCAUUUGCGCGAUAAUAGCAAUAAUGCAUUUAAUAGGAGUGGAAGUAGGCCUAAUGGAAUAUGCAGCCACAGAAGCAUUGACAGUAACUGUCAUAGUUUUCUCUAUAAGAGCCAUUUCUGGAACCCAUUUUAAUCCUGCAGUCACAAUUGCUUUUGCAACUGUUGGUCCAUUUCCAUGGUCCAAGGUUCCACUCUAUAUAUUGGCACAAAUUGUGGGAUCUGCUUUGGCAACAUAUAUUGAAAGAUUAGUAUAUGGCUUAGAUCAGAGCUUGUGA
Molecule: messenger RNA, 474 nt
Organism: Fraxinus pennsylvanica
Lineage: Eukaryota; Viridiplantae; Streptophyta; Magnoliopsida; Lamiales; Oleaceae
Source: the annotation of a GenBank genome assembly